Messenger RNA from Etheostoma spectabile (orangethroat darter), 1234 nucleotides. Its product is annotated as aspartate and glycine-rich protein. The transcript has 2 exons. The coding region runs from base 178 to 915 and encodes 245 amino acids. NCBI's taxonomy places the organism in Eukaryota, Metazoa, Chordata, Actinopteri, Perciformes, Percidae. The record is from RefSeq and is a predicted model, not a curated record.
UUUUGACUUGGGCUUCAUGCAAGGCGAACCUGUGGAAAACAAACUCUUUGAGUUUUAAACCGCUGGAGACAACAUAACUGCAAACUGAUCAUUUGGAAAAACAAAAGAACAACAAAGAACAACACAACUUCUGAAUCACUGUUCAACAACUAUUGUGGUGAAAGGAAGAGCUUGGGAAUGGCCGAUCGUCCACCUGGUGGUACACCGGAGGAGCACCUCCCGGAUUUACCGAGGGGACGCAUCCAACAAGGCCGUGUAGACAACUUCCCACGUCCUGCAGAACCGCGCCUCCCUGAAGAGGAAGGUAAGUAUAGCAUUGGUCACCGUUUUCCCCCUCUCAGAGAAGAUGAACAGCAAUUUGAGGACACCGAUGACGACUCAGAGGAUGAAGACGACUGGCUUGACCGGUCUGUAGAUCCUGGGUCUGGGUCCAUGUCUGAAGAGGACGAAAAUGCAGAGGAAGAGGAGCAAGAGGAUGUUGAAAAUUAUGGUGAUGGUAAUGGUGAUGGUAAUGGUUACAGUGAUAGUGAUGGUGAUGGUGAUGGUAAUGGUAAUAGUGAUGGUGAUGGCAAUGGUGAUGGUAAUGGUUAUAGUGAUGGUUAUAAGGAUGGUUAUUUUGAUGGUUAUAGGGAUGGUUUUGGUUAUGGUAAUAUGAUAGGUAAUGUUAAUGAUGGUGGUUUUAGUUAUGGUUAUAAUCUUGGCUAUAGUGUUGGUUAUAGUUAUGGUUAUAGAGAUGGUAAUAGGAAUAUUAAUAGUUAUGGUAAUAGGGAUGGUAAUGGUGAUGGUGAUGGUAAUGGUAAUAGGGAUGGUAAUGGUGAUGGUGAUGGUAAUGGUGAUGGUAAUGGUGAUGGUAAUGGUGAUGGUGAUGGUAAUGGUGAUGGUAAUGGUUAUAGUGAUGGUGAUGGGGAAUGGUAAGGUGAAUGGUAUGGGUGAGGUAAUGGUGAUGGUAAUGUGUUAUAGUGGAUGGUUGAUGGUAAUGGUAAUGGUGAUUGGUAAUGGUGAUGGUAUGGUGAUGUUAAUGGGUAUAGUGGAUGGUGAUGGACGGGUGAAUGGUAAUGGUAAUGGUAAUGGUAAUGGUUAUGGUAAUGGUUUAUGAUUGAAAAUGGUGAUGGUGAUGGUAAUGUGAUUGAUGAUGGGAUUGGGGGGGGGGUGGUGGGUAAUGGUUAUCUGAUGGUUAAUGAAUGUAUCUUGAUGGUUAUAGGGUGGUUUUGGUUAUGGUAAUAUGAUAGUAAGU